AUGGGUAUCAUGAACAUGAUGGGCCGGUCCAAGGCCGGCGAGGAGUCCCAAUUCUCCUCCCAAACGGCUACUCCUGCCCGAGCUGAUUCGACGGUGGAGAAGAACAACGGCCUCAUCGAUGAUAGUCCGGUCAAGUACUUGACCUGGCGUUCAUUCAUCCUCGGUCUGUGUGUCUCCAUGGGUGGUUUCAUUUUCGGUUACUCUACUGGUCAAAUCUCGGGUUUCACCACCAUGAUUGACUUCAAGACGCGUUUCGCCGAAUACCACGCUGCCACCGAUGAAUAUGUCUUCAGCAAUGUCCGUAACGGUCUCAUUGUCGGUCUGCUCUCCAUCGGUACUAUGAUCGGCGCCUUGGUGGCCGCCCCCAUCGCUGACCGCAUCGGCCGUAAAUUCUCCAUCUCCUUCUGGGCUCUCAUCAACAUGGUCGGAAUCGUUGUGCAGAUCGCUACCACCGACAAGUGGUACCAGAUUGCUCUGGGUCGUUGGGUCAUGGGUCUGGGUGUUGGUGCCUUGUCCAGCGUGGUCCCCAUGUACCAGUCCGAGUCUGCUCCUCGCCAGGUCCGUGGUGCCAUGGUCAGUGCUUUCCAGCUGUUCGUCGCCUUCGGUAUCUUCAUUUCCUACAUCAUCAACUUCGGUACCGAGCGCAUCAAUUCCACUGCAUCUUGGCGUAUCACCAUGGGUAUCGGCUUUGCCUGGCCCCUGAUCUUGGGUAUCGGUACCCUGUUCCUGCCCGAGUCGCCCCGCUAUGCCUACCGUCACGGACGUGUUGAGGAGGCCCGCCAGGUCAUGGCUAAGCUCUACGGUGUCCCUCCCAACCACCGCGUCGUGGCCCAGGAGAUGACCGACAUGAAGAACAAGCUUGAGGAGGAGCUCGCUGCCGGCAAGGCUGCUUGGCACGAGGUCUUCACUGGCCCUCGCAUGCUCUACCGUACCAUUCUCGGUGUUGGUCUCCAGUCUCUGCAGCAGCUGACCGGUGCCAACUUCAUCUUCUACUACGGUACCUCCAUCUUCCAAGGUGUGGGUCUGAGCAACUCGUACGUCACUCAGAUCAUUCUGGGUGCCGUCAACUUUGGUAUGACCCUGCCCGGUUUGUACAUCGUCGAGCACUACGGACGCCGCAAGUGUCUGAUGGCUGGAGCUGCUUGGAUGUUCGUCUGCUUCCUGAUCUGGGCUUCUGUCGGUCACUCGGUUCUUCACGUCGACCCUACUUCGCACCCCGCCGGUGUCGCCAUGAUCGUCUUCACCUGUUUCUUCAUCGUCGGCUUCGCCACCACCUGGGGUCCCAUCGUCUGGGCUAUCUGCGGUGAAAUGUAUCCCUUCCGUUACCGUGCUACCUGCAUGGGUAUCGCCACUGCCGCCAACUGGACCUGGAACUUCCUCAUCUCCUUCUUCACCCCAUUCAUCUCCAGUGCCAUCGAUUUCCGCUACGGUUACGUCUUUGCUGCUUGCUGUUUUGCCGCUAUCUGGGUUGUCUUCUUCUUUGUCUGCGAGACCAAGGGCCGCACUCUCGAGGAGGUUGACUCCAUGUACGUCCUGCACGUCAAGCCCUGGAAGUCUGCUACCUGGGAGGCUCCCGAUGGCAUCGUCGACGAGAUGCACGCUCCCCCAUCCGAGCGUCAGGCCAAGGAGGGUGCCGAGGAGCACCAGCACCACGAUGAGCCCACCGAGAUUCGGGAACAGUAG
Penicillium oxalicum is the source of this 1683-nucleotide messenger RNA. RefSeq names its product sugar porter family MFS transporter. Lineage: Eukaryota; Fungi; Ascomycota; Eurotiomycetes; Eurotiales; Aspergillaceae. Gene Ontology annotation, cellular component: plasma membrane. Gene Ontology annotation, biological process: transmembrane transport; carbohydrate transport. Gene Ontology annotation, molecular function: carbohydrate:proton symporter activity. The record is from RefSeq and is a predicted model, not a curated record. Bases 1 to 1683 code for a protein of 560 amino acids. The transcript is spliced from 3 exons.